UUGUUACCUGCAGAGCGCUUCUCGGUGACGCGGGAGGUGCCCUUGGGUCUCGGCACGUCUAUUUCACCACAACGAGUCAUCCGCGGAGAUCAUUAUAAAUAAGUGCGGUCAUUUUAAUGCGAUUCUAAGUCGUCCUCCGGCGAUCUGCCCCAAGAUGUUUGAAAUUCUGGUGUUGCUUUGUUCCGGGACUUUCUUACUUUUUUUUCUUUUAAAAAACAAAAGACCUCACAAUUUCCCACCGGGGCCAAUGCCUGCGCCACUUUUCGGGAACAUGUUACAGCUGAACUUGAAGAACCCUUUGGUGGACCUGAACAAGAUUUCUAAGAGAUAUGGUAAGGUGUACAGCCUGUACUUUGGGAGGAACCUAACAGUACUUCUCCAUGGGUAUGAAGCGGUGAAGGAGAUCCUGAUAAAUCGAGGGGCAGAUUAUGCUGGAAGGCCACAAGGACUCUUAGUUAAUGACAUCACGGAGUAUCGAGGGAUUUCUAUGGUCACCUAUGGGACUCACUGGAAGGAGCAUAGAUGUUUUACUCUCAGCACGUUACGCGAUUUCGGACUGGGAAAGAAACUGAUGGAGAGUAAGAUUCUCACUGAGGCCACACACUUGAUAGAGUCUCUGGAAAAACAGGAAGGUCAUGCCAUAUACGUCCACGUAUUACUUGAGAAUGCUGUGUCCAAUGUUGUUUGCUCGGUCAUACUGGGAUUGCGCUUUGACUAUGACAACAAACUCUUCCACAAAAUGAUCGAGCUUCUGAAUGACAGUACCAAACUAGUGAAUGGACCUUGGGGCAUGCUGUAUGAUGCCCUACCUUUCAUCAGGUCUUUACGUCUGCCUUUUCGAAGAGCAAUAUCCAACAAAGAUAACAUGAAAGAUUUCUUUCGGUCCUUUGUAAAACAACACAGGAAAAACUGGGUGCCAGGACACCCACAGGAUUACAUCGAUUGCUACUUUGAAGAAAUGGAGAAGCAUAAGAAUAAUAACGAAUCCACCUUUGAUGAGAACAGCCUGCUUCUCAACCUAAUAGAUUUGUUCUCGGCAGGUACUGAGACCAGCGCCAUCACAAUAAGAUGGACUCUCCUAUACCUGAUGUGCUAUCCAGAUGUUCAAGCAAGGUGCCACAAGGAGAUUGAUUGCAUUCUUGGCAGCAAAGAACAGAUCAGUUAUGAAGACAGACAUGCCAUGCCAUAUAUGCUAGCUGUGAUUCAUGAGUCCCAGCGCAUGGGAGAUGUUGCUCCUCUGGGAAUAUUUCAUGCUGCCUUGAAGGACACCCAACUUUUUGGAUAUACAAUUCCUAAGGGAACUACUUUGAUUCCAAAUCUCAGUUCAGUUCUUCAUGAUGAUACUCAAUGGAAGUUCCCCCAUGAGUUCAACCCUUCUAACUUUCUCAAUGAAAAAGGGGAAUUUGUGAAGCCAGAUGCUUUUGUCCCUUUCUCAGCAGGUCCAAGAAUGUGUUUAGGAGAAGCUCUUGCUAGGAUGGAACUAUUUCUCUUCCUUACGACUCUGCUGCGACGCUUUGAAGUCAUAUGGCCAGAAACCUGUGGAGCACCUGACCUGACUCCACUCUAUGGGAUAACACAGGAGCCUCAAAAGUAUAAAAUGAAGCUGAAGUCCAGAAAAAACUAGUGUGCUUUAUUCUCUUACAGCAGACUACUUCAAAAUUCAGAUAAAAGCAUAUGUAGAAAUUAACAAUGAGCACCCAAGUAACACUAUUUUAUUUAAAUGCUUUUUAAGUUGGUGUAAUGCAUGUGUACACUGCAUUAUAAUUUGAUGCUAGUAAGUUAUACAAGUUCUACUCUUUCCUGGAGAAACAUUUAAAUUAGACAACUUUUUUUCACACUGAAUUUAAAAUGAAGCACCUCCUGUGAUCUAAGCUAGUACUGGAAAGGUGAACUGUCCAUCCAUUUACUGAACUUAUUCUAGUUCCCACAAGACCAUGUGCGGAUAUCAGUUGACUUUAUUGACCUCCUUACAAUUAGAUUUGCCUUUUCCCCCUUGUUUUACAGUAUAGUGUGGAGUAUUGUAUAAGGAAAUAGUCUCUAAUGUACAAGCUUGAUGACUGAAUUUACAUCCGCAACUUUUACUGUGUGAUGUUAAGCAAGUCCUUUUUAAAAACAAAUAAUACCAUUAUACUGUAAACUGAUUUGGGAUGGUUCUUGCUAAAGAAUGGUAUUAUGUAAAAUAAGUGGUCGGCUGGUUUGCAUGCGUCACAAGUUUCAAAAGUCUUCAUUUUCAUACUUAAGAAACAUGAAGCUCAGUAUAAGAGAGUUUCACAAAAAUUCUUUUGUGUUUUCAUUAUUAAUACAUAUUCUCUCGUAAUAAAUUAGUAAUCACUA
Molecule: messenger RNA, 2334 nt
Organism: Erpetoichthys calabaricus (reedfish)
Lineage: Eukaryota; Metazoa; Chordata; Cladistia; Polypteriformes; Polypteridae
Product: cytochrome P450 2F2-like
Exons: 9
Coding region: 155-1624 (489 amino acids)
Biological process (GO): xenobiotic metabolic process
Cellular component (GO): cytoplasm; intracellular membrane-bounded organelle
Molecular function (GO): iron ion binding; heme binding; oxidoreductase activity, acting on paired donors, with incorporation or reduction of molecular oxygen, reduced flavin or flavoprotein as one donor, and incorporation of one atom of oxygen
Source: RefSeq, a predicted model, not a curated record